AUGCUCAAGGAUGCCUCAGAUAUUGUAUUUUACAAUUAUCCCAAUGAUCACACACCAUUGCCGCAGGUCCCACUGAAAAACACCUUCACCGCUCUGCUCCAAUCUGGAUGCACACCAGUGCUAAUUGUGGCUGGUUCCCAACAUUCUACUCGCACAUCAAGGCCCUCCGCUUGUGUUCAGGAUGCUAACAAUGUGUCCUCAAACACGAGGAAGCACAUGUUAUCCAGUGCCACUGAUCCUCCACCAAAGAAAGCCACCACCAUGCAUUUUUUGUCGCCUCUGGACACUGAUGAAGAGGACAAGGAUGAGGGCAAUAGCCCUUCUUCCCCCCCUACCCAAGAAGGGUCAUUUUAUGAAGAGUUUGUUCCGCACCCAGAUGACAAUGACAAUGACAACAAAGCCAAAUCUGGGAAUGGAGAUGAUGCCUCUCAGAUGACACAGAUCUCUGUACCAUAUUCACUCGCACCUCUGAUGGCUGAGGAUGCUGGUGAACCUAGCCAAAAACACACAUUCCAUGGUGGCACCUCAAUGUUGCGGACACAUGUUGUUCACAACAAGAAAACUCAUUUCCAGGUAUACAGACAAUGGUGUGAGGCAGGGGGCAUUACAAUGCACCCUCGUGCAAUCCCACCCAGCCAAGAUCUCAUGGAGACACAAAUGACUCUUGAUGCCAGUCUUGUCUUGAGGCCGCCUGCAUUUACCAAGGACAGCCUACUGGAAUACAUCAUGGAGCUCAUUGUGACCGAAGACAAGGCCAUCCAGCUAAUAGACAAGCCAGCAUUUCGAUGUUUGCUGCAGUAUGCACGUCCAUCUCUUACCGAAAAAGAUAUCCUGCAUUGCACGAAGUUAACAGAUACUAUCAAGGCUUGA
Messenger RNA from Suillus fuscotomentosus, 870 nucleotides. RefSeq lists its product as uncharacterized. The coding region runs from base 1 to 870 and encodes 289 amino acids. The transcript has 3 exons. The record is from RefSeq and is a predicted model, not a curated record. Lineage: Eukaryota; Fungi; Basidiomycota; Agaricomycetes; Boletales; Suillaceae.